ACUCGACCUUUCAUUCUAAUCACCAUGGCCCCCACCCAAAACCCCCGGGAGGCAUUGCUCUGGGCCUUGAGUGACCUUGAGGAGAAAGAUUUCAAGAUAUUAAAAUUCCACUUACGGAAUAUGACCCCACCUGAUGGCCAGCCCCACCUGGCCCGAGGGGAGCUGGAGGGCUUGAGCCAAGUCGAUCUGGCACAUCUGUUGAUUUUAAAGUAUGGAGAACAGGAUGCUGUGAGAGUGGUGCUCAAGGGCUUGAAGAUCAUGAACUUGUUGGAACUUGUGGACCAGCUCAGUCACAUUAGUCUGCAUGAUUACAGAGAAAUAUACCGAGAACAUAUGCGCUGCCUGGAGGAACUGCAAGAAGGGGGAGUCAAUGGCUGCUAUAACCAGCUGCUCCUGGUGGCCCGGCCAAGCUCAGAGGACCCUGAAUCACCUGCCUGCCCCAUUCCGGAGCAGGAGCUGGACUCUGUCAUGGUGGAGACUCUAUUUGGUUCGAGGGAAAAGCCCUGCCCGGCUCCAUCCUUAGUGGUGCUCCAGGGGUCUGCUGGCACUGGAAAGACAACUCUGGUCAGAAAAAUGGUGCUUGACUGGGCCACGGGUACCCUAUACCCAGGCCAUUUUGAUUAUGUCUUUUAUGUGAGCUGCAAAGAAGUGGUCCUGCUGCCAGAGAGCACACUGGACCAGCUUCUCUUCUGGUGCUGCGGGGACAGUCAAGCCCCUGUUAGAGAGAUUGUGAGGCAGCCAGAGCGGCUCCUCUUUAUCCUGGAUGGCUUUGAUGAGCUGCAGAGGCCCUAUGAAGAAAAUUGGAAGAAGAGGGGGUCGAAUCCCAAGGAUGACUUGCUGUACCUUCUAAUUAGGAGACAUAUCCUUUCUACAUGCUCCCUUCUCAUUACCACCCGGCCCCUGGCUUUGCAGAAUCUGAAGCCCUUGCUGGAUAAAGCGUGCCACAUCCAUGUCCUAGGCUUCUCUGAAGAGGAGAGGUGGAGGUAUAUCAACGCCUAUUUUACAAAUGAGGAGCAAGCCAGAGAUGCCUUUGCCAUUGUACAAAAAAAUGCUUUUCUCUACAAAGCGUGUCAGGUUCCAGGAAUUUGCUGGGUGGUCUGCUCCUGGCUGAAGGGGCAGAUGGAGAGAGGCAAGGAAGUCUUAGAGACACCCAGGACCAGCACUGACAUCUUCAUGGCUUAUGUCUCCACCUUCCUGCCACCCAAUGAUGAUGCAGGCUGCUCCCAGCUUUCCCGGCACAGGGUCCUGCAGAGUCUAUGUUCCCUGGCAGCUGAGGGGAUCCAGCACCAGAGGUUUCUGUUUGAAGAAGCUGAGCUCAGGAAACACAAUUUAGAUGGCUCCAAGCUUGCAGCUUUCCUGUGCAGCAACGAUUAUCAAAAGGGACUUGACAUCAAGAAGUUCUACAGUUUCCGCCACAUCAGCUUCCAGGAAUUUUUUCAUGCGAUGUUCUAUCUGGUGAAAGAGGACCAGAGACAGCUGAGGGAAGAGUCCUGCAGAGAAGUAAAAAGGCUGUUGGAGGUAACAGAACAGAAAGAAGACGAGGAGAUGACACUCAGUUUACACUUUUUAUUGGAUGUACUGAAAAAAGAGAGCUCCACGAAUUUGGAGCUUCAGUUCUGUUUCAAGAUUUCACCCUGUAUAAUGCAAGAUCUGAAGCAUCUUAAAGCACAGGUGGAAUCUAUGAAGCAUAACAGGACUUGGGAUUUGGAAUUCUCCUUGUAUGAGUCUAAAAAGAAGAAUAUGGUAAGAAGUGUUCAGAUGAGUAGCGCGUUGUUCAAGGUGAAACAUUCAAAUGAAAGGAAAUCUCAUAGCAGGAAUGGAUUUCAUGUUAAAACCAGCUUGAGUCAUGGACAGAAAGAGGAGCAAAAAUGUCUUUUUGUGUGCAAAAGAAAUAUAGCAGGAACACCAAAGGAGGCCUCUAAUGGAAAAGGUGGAGGAACAGAGGAACUAGAAGACGAUGUUGGGAGCAGUGGGAUGGGAAGCAGAAAAUGGGACAAUAGCACAGAUGGGUCAAAAGAAUGA
Messenger RNA from Carlito syrichta (Philippine tarsier), 2022 nucleotides. RefSeq names its product NLR family pyrin domain containing 10 (gene NLRP10). Gene Ontology annotation, biological process: positive regulation of inflammatory response. The annotation marks the transcript as partial. The record is from RefSeq and is a predicted model, not a curated record. The transcript has 2 exons. Gene Ontology annotation, cellular component: cytoplasm. Lineage: Eukaryota; Metazoa; Chordata; Mammalia; Primates; Tarsiidae.